AUGUCUCAAGGCUGGGUCAACGCCGUCUAUUACCCCAAUUGGCGCGUCUACAAAGGCCAGACGCCGGCCACCCUACCGUUGAACGCCGUCACUCAUGUUUUAUACGCCUUUAUCCAAGUCAACACGGAUGGGUCACUGAAGCUCAUUGACGACUGGGCGGAUAACCAGAUUCCCGUGGACGGCACAAAAGGAUGUCUUUCGGCACUCGCCAAGCUCAAGACCUCGGCGCCUAACGUCCGCACACUCAUCUCCGUCGGCGGCGGCGGAGGGAGUGCCGAGUUCCCGGCCCUGGCUGCGAACCCGGCCGCUCGCGCCCGCUUCGUCAAGGAAAUCAAGGCCUUUUGCGACAAGUACCAGCUUAACGGUGUUGAUAUUGAUUGGGAGCAUCCGAGCGACGCCAAACAAGGUCAAGACUACAUCACCCUCCUGAACGACGUCCGCAAACAAAUGCCGGCGGGCAGAUAUCUCAUCACCUCGGCCUUACCACCAGGCCAAUACGUCCUAAAAAAUAUCGACCUCAGACGAGCCGCUUCCCUGCUCGACUACCUAAACCUCAUGUGCUAUGAUCUGACUGGCCCCUGGACCGACAUCUCCGGCAAUCACGCGCAGCUGCUGGCUUCCAAGACCCUGGCGAGCAACAACCCCAACCUCAAGAUCGCCUGCGCGGAUGGCAUCAAUUAUGUAAUCACCAACGGCUUUCCGAGCCGCAAGCUUCUGCUCGGGAUCCCUGCAUACGCUCGCACUUUCCCCAUGGCCAAAGGCCCCGGCGGGUCCUCCAAGAACUCCGCCGAGAUUGACUACUGCGACAUGUCGAAUGACAGCGUGGAUAAAGCCACGGUCGACACGACGGCGGCGGCAGCCUCCUACGUCGACGCGAAGAACGGGUUCAUGACGUUCGACGUGCCGAAGACGGUGGUCAUCAAGGCCCAGUAUGCGAAGAGCAAGGGUCUCGGGGGCCUGUUCUACUGGACCGGUGUCGGGGAUCGGAAGGGAAGGCAGAGCCUGGUCCAGGCCGGCUACAACGAAUUGAACGGCAUCAGGUAG
Colletotrichum spaethianum is the source of this 1044-nucleotide messenger RNA. RefSeq names its product chitinase 1. Lineage: Eukaryota; Fungi; Ascomycota; Sordariomycetes; Glomerellales; Glomerellaceae. Bases 1 to 1044 code for a protein of 347 amino acids. The transcript is spliced from 2 exons. Gene Ontology annotation, molecular function: chitin binding; chitinase activity. Gene Ontology annotation, cellular component: extracellular region. The record is from RefSeq and is a predicted model, not a curated record. Gene Ontology annotation, biological process: carbohydrate metabolic process; chitin catabolic process.